Messenger RNA from Phodopus roborovskii (desert hamster), 3524 nucleotides. It is a transcript of the gene Cldn12, whose product is annotated as claudin 12. Gene Ontology annotation, cellular component: plasma membrane. The transcript is spliced from 2 exons. Lineage: Eukaryota; Metazoa; Chordata; Mammalia; Rodentia; Cricetidae. The record is from RefSeq and is a predicted model, not a curated record. The coding region runs from base 152 to 886 and encodes 244 amino acids.
GAAGGAUCACAGGAAAGUAUUAAUAAUAAAGCUAAUACAUUGAUCCUGUUCCGCAUUGCCUUUGGGUUGCAGGAAUCGGUGGGACAGGACACUGUUUGGAGAUAGCUAACUACUUUGAAUUUUUUGACCAUACUGCCCAAGCCUACCUGCCAUGGGCUGCCGAGAUGUCCACGCAGCCACAGUCCUCUCUUUCCUGUGUGGUAUUGCCUCUGUAGCAGGCCUCUUCGCGGGGACUCUGCUUCCCAACUGGAGGAAAUUACGACUGCUCACAUUCAACAGAAACGAGAAGAACCUGACUAUUUACACAGGCCUGUGGGUAAAGUGUGCCCGGUACGAUGGAAGCAGUGACUGCCUGAUGUACGACCGUACUUGGUACUUAUCAGUUGACCAGCUGGACCUACGUGUCCUCCAGUUUGCCCUGCCGCUCAGCAUCCUCAUCGCAAUGGGUGCCUUGCUGCUCUGCCUGAUUGGAAUGUGUAACACAGCCUUCAAGUCUUCAGUGCCUAACAUCAAACUGGCCAAGUGUCUGGUCAAUAGUGCAGGCUGCCACCUGGUGGCUGGACUCCUGUUUUUCCUGGCAGGCACUGUGAGCCUCUCUCCAUCCAUCUGGGCCAUCUUUUAUAACACUCAUCUCAACAAGAAGUUUGAGCCAGUCUUUACCUUUGACUACGCAGUGUUCGUCACCAUUGCUAGCUCAGGGGGUCUGUUUAUGACCGCUCUUCUUCUGUUCAUCUGGUAUUGUGCAUGCAAAUCUUUGUCCUCUCCUUUCUGGCAACCACUGUACUCUCACCCUCCCAGUAUGCACACUUACUCACAGCCCUAUUCAUCACGUUCCCGCCUCUCUGCCAUUGAAAUUGACAUCCCAGUAGUUUCACAUAGCACUUAACAGAGAUAUAAUUAAUUGUUAAAACUAUGUGCCAUAGCCACACAGUCCCCUGCGUAAAGAGCCUUUAUGGACCUGUAUACAUUUUUCCUUUGUUCUUGACUAGUCAGUGGAGCCAAAUUUGUAUAUUUUGGUAGAAUGAAAUGCUGCUAGAUUUUCUGAGAUAUAUAUUACAUUCUUCUAAAUGUGAAACAUUCCUUUUAUCCUGCUUCUAAUACUAGAAGGGUCUUUAGCCUCCUUGUAGAUGUCUGAUGAAGUGUGUGGACUGACCUGUGUAGCAGUUGAGGUGAUGAAAGCAGCAUAGUCAAUGCUGUUGUGUUUGAUCCUUACCGAUAUUUCAAAUCCUGUAUUGUCUCUGAUGACUUCAACUGAAAAGAGCAGUUUCAAAUACAAGAAACUUCAGUCAGAUAAGGAUUGCAGUUUGCCUCCAGAACUCUGCCAGCUUGAGGGUAUAAUUUUGUUCUCUCUUGACACUAAUUGACUGGGCAUCAGUUUACUGAAGAUUACUAUCUUCUACCUCAUGUCAGUGAAAAGUACAAUUUUAAAUAAUGCAUUUUAAAUAAUGUCAGAGUAAGGCUAGCAUUUAAAUAUGGUUAACAUUUAACUUCUUCUGGUCUUCAGACAGGUUCUUGCUGUGUAUCCCUAACUGGCCUAGAAUUCACUCUGUAGAUCAGGCUGCCCUCCAACUUUCCGCCAUUCUCCUGUCUGCCUUCUGAGCACCGGUUACAGAUCUGCCCAUCUGUAUCUAGCACACCAUAAUUUUUAGUUACUGAUUAUAGUGUUGGAGUUAAAAUGUGCCAAGUGACAGGUUGUUGCUUCAUCUGGAGCAAGAAAUCCUUUCCAGGUAGCCAUGCCCUGUACUAGCUUAGUGGCUAAGACAAAUAAAUGCAAGGAUGUUAAAGUCAAGUUGUCGUUGUAAAGCCAAGUUGUCAGUGAUGGCACAGAAGAUUCAUUUGGUGGCUGCUGUUUCAGUAGUGAGUGAUGUGAAUGGUACCCACUUGACUGUUCAGUUCCUGCUUCACCACUGCCUGCUUGUCCUUUGGUGUUUAUCUCUGCCUAACACUUGAGAAUGUAGCUACAUCUGGGUAGAAAUUUUGAUCUAAUACACAUCAGAGUGAUAGCUAACAACUAGGAAAACCUGUCAAGCAUUGAUCCAGGAAGAUAGUCCAGCUGAAACAUGUCUUCCUGACACAGACAGCCUAUGGUACUCCAGCAGCAAAUAUCCUGGACACUAGAAAGUCACUUGAGUUAGGUUUCCUCUCAUAGUUUCUAAGCUGUAGGAACAGUUUCAGAUCAUGAGAAUGGGCAAGAUGGGAGAGAGAUGAAAUUGUACCCUUUCUACCUCUGAAAUUAAAGUGAUACACUAAAGAGAGACAUUUUUAAAAUGUCUCCUCUGAUGUGCUUUCAAGUGGAUGAAACACUUUGACAUUGAGAGCUGUUGGAUUUUAACUCUUAGGGGUUUGAGCUGCUCAUUAAUUGCUAUAAUCUCCAUGUACUAGCAUUAUGUUUGUAAAGAUUGUGGUAUAUUAUAGAUUUUUACAAGCGGCUGAUUUUAUGAUAAACAGUUCAUGAUUCCUCUUUUCCUAAUCCCAGUGUUUCUAUAGAGAGAGAUAUGUAGUACUUUCCCCUAAGUCCAUCAUUACUUUAUGUAGGCAAGUAAAUCCAAUUGUAUAAUUUUUAAAUGCUGUCCAUCCAAAGCAUGCACAUUUAUGGUUUUUUAAAUUAUAGCUUAUAAUCUUUUCCCCCUCUGGUUCUUCUCAUUCAUAGAUAAAGCUGAGUGUUGAUCAUUCCAAGAUAAAGGCAGCUGGAAUUUUGAGAUUAAUAUUAGUUUUUUCCCUUUGUUAAUUAAUCUUAGUUUUUCUCUCACUAAACUUUUGUUCAAAAGGUUCAAGAAUUCCCCCAUCCUUUGGUUUUAGUAUAAAAUAGAGUUAAAACUAGGGUCAGAUGUGGUGGCUUUUGAUGCUAAUCCUAGUACUUGGGAGGCAGAGGCAGGUGUAUCUCUCUGGACAUCCUGGACUCCAUAGUAAGUUCCAAGCCAGUCUGAGCUAGACAGUGAGACCCUGUCUCAAAAAAAAAUCAAAAAGGAGAAAAAGGAAGCAAGUAAGCAAGCAAGCAGCCUCAGCAAUGAGAAUACGAGACAGUUUGCGGCACACAGGGUUGUAACUACAAAUGUUAAGCUUUCUUAGGAGAGUCUUUUGGCAUCAUCAUCUGUAGCCUCCAAAUAGUAUUUAUUAUGAAUUCACUCAGGAAGAGAAACAGCUGUUUCUGUAUUAUCUUUUUAGCAUUCCAGAAUUGACAUAAAUAGCUAUUUUUAAAAGCCAUCAAAGGAAAGCAUGCAUUUAUACUCUGUUGAGUCACUUGAGCACUCCUGGGGCUAUUAUUGAGAUGGGGUGGAUAACUUCUUUUCUUUUGUUGUUUAAAAGCUGUUAAUUUUAAAGGCCUCCUAAGGAGCCAGCUUGGCAGACAACCUCAAAUGUGAGAUGUUUCACCAGAUUUAUGUUCUCCAGCUUCAGAGAAGAAUAAAUCCACUCUGCUUGUAUAUAUGCCCUAUAAUGGAUAGUAUGUGCUAUAAACCACAAGUUAAAAACCUCAGUGGGUGUGAUGUGCUGCCUUGUGUUUAUUAAAAGAUGUAUUUUUACAA